UCCCGGUCCAAACGACAGAGCCGACGGGACAGAUACCCCGCUCAGUGUUAGCAAUCCGUCUUCACGUUAUCCAUAAAACCUGCAGGAUGUCCGAAGAAAAGCCAAAGGAAGGCGUGAAGACGGAGAACGACCACAUUAACCUCAAGGUAGCUGGUCAGGAUGGGUCGGUCGUACAGUUUAAAAUCAAGAGGCACACUCCGCUCAGCAAACUCAUGAAGGCAUACUGCGAAAGACAGGGAUUGUCAAUCCGUCAGAUAAGGUUUAGGUUUGAUGGACAACCAAUUAAUGAAACAGACACACCUGCACAGCUGGAGAUGGAGGAUGAAGACACUAUUGAUGUAUUUCAACAACAGACCGGAGGAGCCUAUUCUUAAGUGGAAUGUGGACUUAACUCUUGGAAGAGCAUCCACACCAUUUUUUUUCAUGUUGUAAUUGUUUAUUGCUGUUUUUACUUAUUUCUUUUUUUCCCCACUAUGCUUGUCUCAAUGUCAGGCUUUUCACAGCAUAAAUAGACAGGAGCAUUUUUUUCAUUGGGAGCCAAAUCCUAGCGUUGAGAUGCAGGGUCUAUUUUCUUUCUUUAAACAUGUUUUAUUCGCAUAAAUAGAAAUUGUCCGAGGCAGGGACAAUUCUCAAACUAGAUAUGGCUUAUAAUGGAAAAACUCAAUGUUCUUUUGAUGUCCUCCUGCAUGUCUCAUUAACAAUAAGCUGAACUACAUGCCAAAUUCUUUUCUUUUUUUUUGUUUUCCAAAUUGUUAUGAGCAUUUAAAUUCAGGAUACAUGCUCAAGUAUUUUAAGAAAUGUAUGUAAUGGGAUUGCUUUGGAGGAACAUUUCUGGAUGGGAGGGAGCGGUUAUUCUGUCCAUAAGUGGGAGAGACUUAUUUCUCAUGUAACACAUUUUAGUAGUUGUCGUUUUUUUUUUUUAGGAAUGUUCAAAAUGAUUUGAUGUAUCCAUGCCCAUUUUACCUUGAGCAUUUGCUAAGAAAAAUGCUUGUUUACCUCAAUACUGUUGCCCUCAAUGCAGAUUUAACUAAAUGGUAAAUAAAGUACAGUUAUGUUGCUGGACCAAAAA
Molecule: messenger RNA, 1069 nt
Organism: Scomber scombrus (Atlantic mackerel)
Lineage: Eukaryota; Metazoa; Chordata; Actinopteri; Scombriformes; Scombridae
Gene: sumo3b
Product: small ubiquitin like modifier 3b
Exons: 4
Coding region: 87-374 (95 amino acids)
Biological process (GO): protein sumoylation
Cellular component (GO): nucleus
Molecular function (GO): protein tag activity; ubiquitin-like protein ligase binding
Source: RefSeq, a predicted model, not a curated record